Messenger RNA from Drosophila hydei, 1551 nucleotides. It is a transcript of the gene bond, whose product is annotated as elongation of very long chain fatty acids protein 7. The transcript has 4 exons. Bases 194 to 1186 code for a protein of 330 amino acids. Gene Ontology annotation, cellular component: endoplasmic reticulum membrane. The record is from RefSeq and is a predicted model, not a curated record. Gene Ontology annotation, molecular function: fatty acid elongase activity. Gene Ontology annotation, biological process: fatty acid elongation, saturated fatty acid; fatty acid elongation, monounsaturated fatty acid; very long-chain fatty acid biosynthetic process. NCBI's taxonomy places the organism in Eukaryota, Metazoa, Arthropoda, Insecta, Diptera, Drosophilidae.
CGUUCGCCGUUGACGGGUUUCUCGUAUCCUCAUCUAACCCAGUGUGAGUGUCUGACAGCAGUUCAGUGCUUCGUGCUGCAAUUCGUGUAUGUGUGUGAGUGUUGUGUGGUGUGUGUUGGUGUGCAACGGGAUCAUCCAUAAAAAAGUACAAAUCAGUCGUAUAGCUGAAUAAAAAAAUAUAAAAAGAAGGAAAAUGACAACCUAUAUGAAAAUUUUUGAGGAACGCAUCUCCGGCCUGGCCAAGGGUGUUGAUGAAACUGUGGACAGCUGGUUUCUGAUGAGCUCACCAGCUCCAGUUGUCGCUGUGGUGCUGGUUUAUCUGGCGUUCGUGCUCAAAAUUGGCCCGGAGUAUAUGAAGAAUCGUAAGCCCAUGGAUCUGAAGCGCAUUAUGGUGUUUUACAAUGCCUUUCAGGUCUGCUACUCCAUAUGGAUGUGUCGUACGUCCUUUAAGGAGAGCAAUGUCAUGGCAUCGAUACUGUCUAAGAAGUGCGAAAUCAACCGCACACGCGAACAGAACUUGGCUCUCUAUUCGGGCGCCUGGUUCUACUUCUUCUCGAAGAUCAUCGAUCUGCUGGACACCACGUUCUUUGUGCUGCGCAAGAAGAACAAUCAGGUCUCGUUCCUGCACGUCUACCAUCAUACGAUCACAGUGCUCUUCUCGUGGGGCUAUCUGAAGUAUGCGCCCGGCGAACAGGGCGUCAUCAUUGGCAUUCUCAACUCCGGUGUGCAUAUCAUUAUGUAUUUCUACUAUAUGGUCGCCGCCAUGGGACCUCAAUACCAGAAGUAUCUGUGGUGGAAGAAGUACAUGACCAGCAUUCAGCUGAUUCAGUUUGUCCUCAUUCUUGGCUAUAUGCUGACCGUGGGCGCCAAGGGCUGCAACAUGCCCAAGACGCUGACCUUCUUCUUUGUGGGCAACACGAUCAUCUUCCUUUAUUUGUUCGGCAACUUCUAUCGGAAGACGUACAAUAAGAACAAGACCAUCGAUGCCAAUGGUAAUGCCAUGAGCUCUGGUGGCAGGAGCAUGAAUCUGGCUCAGUCGGCACUGAGGGCUGCCGGUGGCAUGGGCUGCAUGCCAAUGCCAACCAAGAACAAAAUCCACAACAUCCACAACAACAACAACAACAGCGACUAUAAGCCCUACAUCGACCUGAACAAUAACAAUGUGAAGCCCCUGAAGAUGGAAUGAGCAGAUAGGCUAAGUUCGGGGUUAACUUUGGUAGGGUUGCUUUGUCUUUAGGUUAAUCAUACGUUUUUUUUAGAUCGGGGCUUAAGUCUAGUGUUAAACGUUUAUCCAUAACCCUAACUGUACAUGAACAAAUGAAUCUGAAUGAUGAGCUUCGUAAAUGUAGAGUGUAUAAAGUUGAUGCCAAACAGCAGAAGAUUUCAUCCAAAUACCUAGGUGUGUAAGUGUGUGAGAGUGAGUGGAAGUGAGUGUGUGUGCGUGUGCAUGUGUCUGCCUGUUUGUGUGUAUUGCCCUAAGUAUUGAAAUGCAAACAACUUGUUGUUAAUAAGAAUCGAAAAUUGAUUUGUUUCCAAUUACGUCAAUGCUGA